UAGGGGAUGACAAGACCUAACGCUUCUUCGAUCAGACGGUCACCGACCUCCCUUUCUUCCUCACUCUGGAGCCGACUGAUCGUUCCCUGGCGUCUCGUCGCCACCGCUCCUCUGCAUAUUUUGAUGUGAUGGAGACGGGGUACGACUCCAUUCUCGGCACUCCGUGGUCUCGUCUGUUCCGCAGCACUGAGGCCGAUUGGGCGACCAACACUCUCGUUCUCAAAACGAAUUGUGGACAGACGUAUCGCGUACCUUUUAUAGGUACCACUGCGACACCACGCCCCAAUCCUCCUCUCCCGGAGCUUUCUGUGCCCACACCAUCUCCUUCUAUCACUGUCACUUCGCCUUGGCAGUUCGCCCACUUCCUCCGACAGGACGACGUCACCUUCUUUAUGGUGAACGUGACGGAUCUCUUACACUAUGAUCCACCCUGUCCCGACGCCGAGCUCCUCCCUCUGGAGCCAGAUCCUCCUUCUAUCUCCAUGGCUCCCAUCUCUACUUCCGUCCCUCCGCCGUCCGUCGAGCCCACCCCGUCGUCGGGCGCUGACGCUGACGCUGAGGAACUCGCACGAUAUACGGUUGACCUGGAGCCCGCAGUUCGUGACCUCAUCCGAGAGUACCACGACGUUUUUCCAUCGUCGUUCUCGUACGUCGGCAUCCCACCGAUGCGUGACGUCAAGCACUCCAUUCAGCUUGUGCCUGACUAUCGUGUUCACGACCAGGCACCCUACAGACUCUCGAUCCCCGAGGCCACCGAACUCAAGCAUCGGCUUGAGGAGCUCCUGAGACUGGGUUUCAUUAAACCCAGCAACUCCCCGUGGGGUGCACUCGUCCUCUUUGCUCGCAAAGCGGAUGGAACUCUCCAUCUCUGCAUCGACUAUCGCGGUCUCAACCGCCACACGGUUAAGAACAGCUACCCCAUGCCUCGUUCUGAUGAGCUGUUCGACCGCCUAGCAGGCAACCGCUUCUUUACGAAGAUUGAUCUUCGUAGCGGUUACCAUCAGAUCCGCGUCGCUGAGCUGUUCGACCGCCUAGCAGGCAACCGCUUCUUUACGAAGAUUGAUCUUCGUAGCGGUUACCAUCAGAUCCGCGUCGCUGCAGCCGACCAGCCGAAGAUAGCGUUCCGAUCGCGCUUCGGCCACUACGAGUUUACGAUGAUGCCAUUCGGCCUCACCAAUGCACCCGCCACCUUCCAGAGGGCGAUGAACGACAUCUUCAGGGACAUCCUGGAGCAGUACAUUCUCGUCUACCUCGACGAUAUCCUGGUCUACAGUCGUACCCUUGAGGAGCACCGCAGACACCUCCGCGACGUCCUUGACCGCUUGCGCAGAUAUAGCUUUUAUGCCAAGCUGAGCAAGUGCCGCUUUGCCCAGCACAAAGUGAAUUUCGUAGGACACUACGUGUCUGACCAGGGUCUCCACAUGGAUGACGCGAAGAUCACUGCUAUUGCGGAGUGGCCCGCUCCCACAUCUGCCAAGCAGCUUCGCAACUUCCUAGGCCUAACCAGCUACUAUAGUAAUUUCAUCCGGGGAUACGCUUGGUAUUCCUACGUCCUUACCUCCACCCUCCUCUGGAAGAACCCACCCUGGGCUUGGACACCCCUCCACGAGGACGCCUUCCGCGCCCUCAAGAAGGCGGUGACAUGCGCACCGGUUCUUCACCUACCCGAUUUUGAUCACCCUUUUAUCCUUACCACCGAUGCGUCAGACUUUGCUGUAGGAGCAGUGCUUUCUCAGGUCUUUCCCUCCUCUCUUGAUUCCUCUCAUCCUCGUAUCCCUCUCUUCCCACCACCUACCCCUACCACUGCUUCCCGACUGACGCCUACUCGUCCACCUACUGACGAACCUUCUAUUGACUAUUCUCCUACCAUCGCCGAUGACAGCACUGUCGAGUCUCGCUCAGAGUGUCCCACCUGUCAGGAGGUGAACGGUGCGAACCACCUGCCUUAUGGUUUGCUCCAGCCUCUUUCUAUCCCUGAGGGUCGUUGGCAGUCCAUCUUGAUGGACUUUAUCGGUCCCCUUCGUCUUCCGACCCCUCGCGGUCAUGAUGCUAUCCUGGUCGUCGUCGACCGCUUCACGAAGCGUGCACGCUUUGUUCCGUGCUGCUAUGCCAUCAGUGCCCGUGAGGUCGCCGACAUCGUGUUUGACCGAGUCGUGCGUGACCACGACUUACCCCUGAGCAUCAUAUCUGACCGUGACCCGCGCUUUACCAGCCGAUUUUGGCGACGACUCCACGAGGUGUACGGCACUCAGCUCCGCUUCUCCUCGUCUUACCAUCCUCAGACUGAUGGUCAGACCGAGAUCAAGAACAAGACUCUCGGAGAUAUUCUCCGAAAGAUUGUUCGUGACGACUAGCAAUGAGAUCUCCAUCUUGCCCACGCGGACAUAGCCUACAACCACG
Messenger RNA from Chara braunii, 2400 nucleotides. The record is from the annotation of a GenBank genome assembly. Lineage: Eukaryota; Viridiplantae; Streptophyta; Charophyceae; Charales; Characeae.